Messenger RNA from Nylanderia fulva, 2603 nucleotides. RefSeq names its product minichromosome maintenance 3 (gene Mcm3). NCBI's taxonomy places the organism in Eukaryota, Metazoa, Arthropoda, Insecta, Hymenoptera, Formicidae. Gene Ontology annotation, cellular component: nucleus; MCM complex. The record is from RefSeq and is a predicted model, not a curated record. Gene Ontology annotation, molecular function: ATP hydrolysis activity; single-stranded DNA binding; single-stranded DNA helicase activity. Gene Ontology annotation, biological process: mitotic DNA replication initiation; DNA strand elongation involved in DNA replication; double-strand break repair via break-induced replication.
CAAAGGGGACUGAGUCGUGCUUGCCUAUCUUUCAAAGCAGUGUAAACUUUUUUUCGAAUUUUCCCGUGUAGUAUAUCUCACGUAACAAAUAUUGGAUCGUAAUUGAUUACCGCAGAAAUGGAUACGGAGAUUGAUCAGAAUCUGGAGCAGAUAACACGCGAAUAUGUUGAUUUUCUGGACGACAUGGAAGAUCAAGGCAUAUAUGCCACAAUGGUUAAGAAUAUGGUUCAGGAUAACAAAUACAGGCUGGUUGUAAAUAUUAAUGAUUUGAGGAGAAAAAAUUCUGUGCGUACGGCAAGCUUGUUAAAUAAUUCUUUUGAAGAACAACUGGCAUUUCAAAAUGCUCUAAAACAGUAUAUUUCGAGUAUAGAUAUUGAUUAUGCUAAGAGCAACAAAGAUUUCUUUGUAGCUUUUGAAGGUAGCUUUGGAAACAAACAUGUUACACCCAGAACACUUACCUCACAUUAUCUGGGUAACUUGGUAUGUAUGGAGGGUAUCGUCACAAAAUGCUCACUAGUACGACCAAAAGUUGUAAGAAGUGUCCAUUACUGUGAUGUGACAAAAACGGUCUUGGAGAGAGCAUAUUCGGAUCUAACUUCUUUGGAUGCCUUCCCACAUUCCGCAAUUUAUCCAACUACAGAUGAAGAUGGCAACCCGUUGGAAACAGAAUUUGGUUUGUCCACUUACAAAGAUCAUCAAACACUCACUAUACAAGAAAUGCCGGAGAAAGCUCCAGCUGGACAGCUACCAAGAAGCGUGGACGUGAUCUGCGACAACGAUUUAGUAGACUUGUGUAAGCCCGGAGAUCGAGUGCAAAUUGUUGGAAAUUACCGAUGUCUCCCAGGAAAGCAAGGUGGAUACACGACUGGCACUUUUAGAACUGUUCUAAUCGCCAACAAUGUGAUGCAAUUGAGCAAGGAAGCCAAUCUCGCGAUCUCCCACGACGACGUGGCCAUGUGCAAGAAGCUGGCGAAGAAUAAUCCCUGCAAAAAUAUUUUCGAGCUCCUUGCUAAAUCCCUCGCACCAUCCAUACAUGGCAAUGAGUACAUAAAAAAGGCGAUUCUUUGUCUUCUAUUAGGCGGGGUAGAGAAGAUUUUGCCAAAUGGUACGAGGCUGAGAGGGGACAUAAACGUGUUACUAAUUGGAGAUCCGUCAGUGGCCAAGUCACAACUUCUACGUUAUGUGUUGUGCACUGCUCCACGUGCAAUUCCAACCACCGGACGUGGAUCCUCUGGUGUCGGUUUGACGGCGGCGGUUACGGUCGAUCAGGAAACCGGCGAACGUAGGCUGGAAGCGGGCGCGAUGGUGUUGGCGGAUCGCGGUGUUAUUUGCAUCGAUGAGUUUGAUAAGAUGUCGGAUAUUGACAGGACAGCCAUACACGAGGUAAUGGAACAAGGCAGAAUCACGAUCGCCAAGGCGGGCAUUCACGCCAGUCUGAAUGCUCGGUGUUCGGUACUAGCGGCUGCAAAUCCUGUGUAUGGAAGGUAUGAUCAGUACAAAACACCUAUGGAGAACAUCGGCUUGCAAGAUUCUCUGCUGUCGCGUUUCGAUUUGCUCUUCGUUAUGUUAGACGUGAUCGAUUCGGAUCAGGAUCACGUAAUCAGCGAUCAUGUCGUCAGAAUGCAUCGAUAUAGAAAUCCUUUGGAGCAAGAUGGGGAGGCCUUGAGUUUAGGUUCCAAAUUGGAUAUGUUGACGACGAAGAAUCCGGAUGAUGUAGCUACUGAGGAGACACAGUCACAAGUUUAUCAGAAAUAUGAUCCACUUCUACAUGGACAAACGCGUUCUAAAAAUGACCAGAUCCUCACCAUACAGUUCAUGAGAAAGUACAUUCAUAUCGCACGAUGCAUGAAACCCAAACUCACAGAAGAAGCCAGUGCUGUUAUCGCGGAGGAAUAUUCGAAACUUCGAUCGGAAGAUAUGGUGGAAUACGACGUUGCGAGAACUCAACCAGUAACUGCGAGAACGUUGGAGACGUUAAUCAGAUUGUCGACGGCGCAUGCAAAAGCACGGCUUUCAAAGAACGUAGAAGAGGAGGAUGCGCACGCCGCGAUAGAGCUGGUGCAGUUUGCCUACUUCAAACGCGUCCUGGAGAAGGAAAAGAAGAAGCGACGACGUCGCGAUAGCGACGCUUCGGAAAAUGCAGACGAGAUUGACGAGACUAGACAGGCGAAACGCAGUAAAAAAACGAAAGAUUCGGACGAUCCGUAUGAAUAUGAUAGUGACGAGGCGUAUGAAGAAACGAGGAGAAUAACCAGAACGCAAUCACAAAAAAUCAGCACGCGCACGUCGCCGAGUCGCACAGAGACCGCGGAAAGCAUGGAAUCUGUCCCAGAAACAGCGACGCCGACGAUCUCACAGGAAAGACUUACAGUCUUCAAAUCAUCGCUUAACAAGUUAUGCCAAGAUCGAAGGAUUCAGACAGUUCCGCUGAGUGAAGUCACCAGUUACCUAAACACAACACAAUCUUUAAAUUUCACAAACGAGGAGAUCGACGCCGCCAUCAACGUCAUGACCGAAGCUAAUCAAAUUAUGGCUGCGGAAGGUAACAUCUUCUUAAUAUAAAAUCGUAUUGAUAUUUUAUAUUAUUUACUUUUUUUAUUUGA